Messenger RNA from Alternaria postmessia, 1524 nucleotides. RefSeq lists its product as uncharacterized. Bases 1 to 1524 code for a protein of 507 amino acids. NCBI's taxonomy places the organism in Eukaryota, Fungi, Ascomycota, Dothideomycetes, Pleosporales, Pleosporaceae. The transcript has 3 exons. The record is from RefSeq and is a predicted model, not a curated record.
AUGGAUGGCCUGAAUGAUCUCAGGCUUUUACAAGCGCCUUUGCGUCACAUGACGGCGCAGUCGCAAUCCCAGCAUGAGAAAAUUGCAAAGUUGCAGCGUGAGCUUCGAGAAGCUACAAAGGAAGUGCGCUCCGCCGAUCUCAUCUACCGGAAACAUGUACUCUACUAUGCAAGGAAGGACUGCCUGCAACUUGCGACCAUGAUGCAUCAGAAACUUCCCGUUGAGCUGCGUGAACUGAUUUACGAACUCCUCUGCGUCGAACCCGACCGUCCCAUACCUGUGGGCCCGUACUACCAUUUCCGUAAAUACGAUCGGCCAUUGCACGACCCUCGAUAUAGGUUCGUCCCGACUAGUCGUCACCCAUACGUCGUGUCCACCUGGCCGCUACCAAGAACUGACCCAGCCUAUGCACCCCAUAUUGGCGUUAGUGCGAAUGUCGAUGUUGAGAUUGGAGAGGUAUCUGACCAGCAGACUGGCUCGUCCCAGCCUAUCGACAGUAAUGAUACACGAAUGACUUCGGGCCUUACUGAACGUGUCAUGGAGACGAUAUCAUCAACUCCAGCCGACCAACUCAGACUCGAUCACGAAGACGAGGAUACUAUACUUCCUGAUGGUCGGAUCAAAGAAGUGCAUACCCACAAGCCACCGAGUGAUAUGGCACUUCCAUACAGCCAUUUCCUGGACCCUAGAUACAUGGGCCCAGAAAUCGCAUUCGAGAUACAGAAGAUGUAUUAUGCGCGAAACACCUUCUCCGUCUGCAGCGUCGAGCAGGGAAUACUAUACUUCUUAGAGCGCGAUUCUGGCUACAAUAUGGUGGGUUGUAACGAUGAUGGCACCCCUAAGGAAGUACCAAAGGACCUCCAGCUACCACUACCGGUUUACCCCAGAGAACAUAUCCAAAAUCUCCAGAUUCGCGUCAAGUUCGAACAGUUCCACUCGGACAUGCCAAAAGACGAUAUGACCGAUUACGACAAGUAUGCAUACGAACAGCGUUUCCUACGCUUUACUGAAGCCAACUUGCGAGGUUUGAGAGUCUUCUUAGAGCAUCGCCAUGAGCACGGAAUCAAUGUUGAAUUCAUCAUUCUCACUGAGUUCCCGAUUGCCGGUGAUGUGAGGACCGGGCUCGCCGCUCAAUGCAAUUAUGUCAACUUUUUGGAGUGCAUCAGAAACCCAGUCUACACAAUGAUGCACGAUUGUGACCACAUCUCCGUCAAGAUUACGCACUACGACGAGGGCAUUUCGGCCUUCCCGCGCGAUAUCACUGGAAUAUUCGGGUUGACAAAGGAACAAUGGGAGCACGAAAAGAGUGUUCACGGGUAUUUUGCUGAGGAGAUGAGGAGGUUCCACGUUGCGAUUCCGGGCAUUAUAGAACACAAAGCGCUCCGGGGUUAUCCCGUUAGUGAACUAAUUCCUUUUCUUCGUCAGCGAUGGGGCAUGGAUUCGUGGUUAGCUACCAGGGCGACGCACCCUAUUAGUGACGGGAGAUAUUGGCCAGAAUUUUUCAAGGCAACCUCGCAAGAAUGA